AUGGCAGAACUUAUGGCCAGACGGCUUAGAAUGCUGGGAGCUUUCCGUGACGAUACCCAUACGUUCCUGGUCACAGAGUUUGUCUCAGAUGGUGAGCUCUUCAACCAUGUGGCGAAUGGCCGUAUGGGUGCUGAUGAAGGAGUGGUGAGAGGUCUUAUGUGGCAGCUGUUGCAGGGGACCAGGUUUCUCCACGCACAUGACAUAGGUCACAGGGACAUCUCCUUAGAGAAUGUCCUCAUAUCGUUUGACAGGGACCGGCACCACCUUCGACUGAUGGAUUUCGGCCAAGCAGUGAGAACCCGCUCAAGCUGCGGGCAGGUGUAUCUCAGGUACUUCCGACCGGCCGGCAAGCCGUAUUAUAGGGGCCCAGAGUGCUAUGUUCCCGGCGACAGACCCCAGGUACUUGUUUGCUGUCCUCCACAUGCUCAUGGACUGGAUGUUGUUUUCGUCGACAACCUCAAUCGGAAUGGGACACCAAAUGGCUACCGAAAUGAGGUGAGGCUGCCACCGCACGCAACCCCUGGGCAGACCUGCCUCGCUGAAUUUUGGGGCUACGAGGUACCACCGCUGGAUGUUUUUGCCCUCGGCGUUUGCUUUUUCAUCCUUGCUUGGCGAGUGCCACCUUGGGGUCGAGCCCUACCACUCGACGCCAAUUUCACAUAUAUUCAGCAGCAUGGAAUUCCCCCACUUCUGAACGCCUGGCAGAAGAGACACCUCUCGCCAGAGGCGAUGAACCUUCUUACGGAGAUGGUUUCUGCAGACCCGCGCCGGAGGCCGUCAGUGCAGGCUUGUCUAGAAUCUGCGUGGUUAGUCCCACUGAAAGACGAUCCAGUCCAGCCCUUACAGUGCCGUCGGAGCGACGCUUGCAGCAGCUCAGCGCAUGAUCAGCUGGUGCACUGGUGCUCUCUCCUGCAGCUUUCGCGCACGGUUGUGCCGGCGUGGCAGUUGUGGAGUGGGAAACCACAUGAAACAUCCACUGCCACUAAGAAACCCAUGAGUCCCCGAGAGCUCGAGGUGCCCACGCAACCUGCAGCGGCCAUGGAGCCCGGAGGCCGCGAGAGCAAUCGUCUUGAUUAUGGAUGCAUUGAAUGCAACAUAAAGUUCAGCCAAGAUGCUUCAUCAACUGUCCCUGCGGACGACAUUGACAUGGAGAGCGAAAUGGCUCGAAUGAACUUGGGCGCAUCCUGCCUUGAAGCAGAAGUACAUCGGGCAGAAGAGGAUGUGAGCAGUUGGUAG
Symbiodinium natans is the source of this 1236-nucleotide messenger RNA. The record is from the annotation of a GenBank genome assembly. NCBI's taxonomy places the organism in Eukaryota, Dinophyceae, Suessiales, Symbiodiniaceae.